This is a messenger RNA of Candidula unifasciata, 889 nucleotides long. The record is from the annotation of a GenBank genome assembly. Lineage: Eukaryota; Metazoa; Mollusca; Gastropoda; Stylommatophora; Geomitridae.
GCCUGCAGGUUCCUAUUCUGACAUCUGAUCCAGUUACUAAAGAACUACUGAUAAACUUUGACCCAUAUGUGUUUGAGGUAAUCAAGGAGGCACAGUACAUGGUGAAACUGGGGUUGCAGGUGCCACGCAAUGUAAUCCAACUGAUUCAUUCUUGUGCCAAUGUUGUGAAUAUAUAUCGCCGUGUACAGAUGAUGCUGAUGGAUUACAAAUCAUUGAAGGCUUCUAUUCCUGAUGUAUUUGUACCUCUUAUGCAGCCACAUAUAUUUAGAAUUGACGCACUCAUCUUUCCAGCAUUGACCACAAUAACUUGGACAUCCCUGGAAGUUAAUAACUACUUCAGAGAGCUAGACAAAGCUUUCCAUGAAUUCAGUCUCCUAAUUAAAACGGUGAUUGAUAUCAAAUACAUGCGUAUUGAUGCCAAACUGGCCCAGAUAGCAGAAACACUGCUGUGUCUGCUGCCAGGUACCAGUCCAUGGACGAUGGAGGAGUUCCUACACAAUACAAAGGAAAACACAGUCAGAAUCGGUGAUGAUCUGAACAAAUUGAACAAGAUGAUCUGUGAUACAGCAUAUGAGCUGCUGCGUGUGUUCAUCAACAGUGCGGUGCAUGAGUACAAAUUGUUGGAGAUAAUGUAUACAGAGGAACAGAGGAUUGGGGAUCCAGAAAGCAAAAAAAGCAUGCAGACCACGCACACAGUGACAGCCAUCACUACACUCGCUGAGAGUGGAGAACCAGACAGGAGCCCACUGCCAGAGGACCUCAUGACCCAGGAGAAUUACAUGACCUGUUGCCUGGCACUGUUUGAAGACUUUAAAGGCAAAAUGAUUGAUGCUUUGGUCAAGAGUGUUAGAGCAUCCCUGGCAGCUAUGCGAAAACGGUUUCUUGCAGG